AUGUUGAGUAGCUUACUUAUCAUCACGCUCAUACUGCUGACGGUACCGUGCCAGGCCGGGUACACACCCGCAUACAACUACAAGGACGACCCAGAAGUAGACUCCGUCACCAGCAUAGUCCUCAACUGCGAUGACGGGGCAACUACUGACGACGAGUGGACCUGGGAUGACCUCCAAAACGAUGUCAACAUAAAGGAUAACGUGCAGGUACGCAUCACGUGCGAUCUGGACAUCGAGGGGCAGACCAUACGGAAUGUGCUGGUGCAGCAACGAGGCCAGGGCAGCCGCAGAUUCGCACUUAAAAGCUACACUAUUAAAUUCGGUGAUGAGAAUACCAAGUGGCGAGGGUUGGAUAGGCUCUUGCUUAAGAAGGACCCGGCCGAGCACUCGGGUAUCCGGGGUAAGCUCGCCUUCGAUCUGUUCCGGGAUGUACCGAACUUUGCGUCGUUCCGAACCAGUUGGCACUCGCUGACUGUGGUGCUGCACAAACCCGAUGGCUCAGAGGAGGUGCUCGAUAUAGGACUGUACACCAACUAUGAGAAGGGUGAUGCGGCCUGGAUUGAGCGUCGCAAACUGCAAGGUGCUGGUUAUGAGGGUACAGAUGCGUGGCUGUACAAGGUCAAUCAGUGGGACUUCCGGCGGCGCUCAGCCAUACGCACAGAAGAGGAUCCACGCUACGACAGACAAGCCAUGGAGCGGUACAUUGAGGCCGAAGGCAACCGCGACCACAGCAAACUCAUCAGAACAAUGCGAGCGCUCAACGAAGCCGCUGACGACGAGUUUGAGAGUGUGCUGGCUGAGCACUUUGAUCUGCAGAACCUGGCGACGUUUGUGGCGGUGGCGGUUAUAUGCGGUGAUUGGGACCACACAUCACGGAAUAUGUACAUCCUCUCGGGCCCAGAGAGUUCGGUGUGGUACGUAUAUCCGUGGGACUUUGACAAAUGCUUUGACCGACACCCUACACGGGUCAACACGCACCUGAGUCUGCAGAACGUAGCAGAGAACUACUUGUUCAGACGCAUUAUGUAUACCAUACCCAUCAAGUUCACCGCGUUGGUCGAUGCGAAGAUAGAUAUGUUGUACAGUGGUGUUAUGAGUCCACGUAGGGUCGCUGCGCUUGCAGAGGCGUACGCAGCUACCGUAGCCCCGUGGUUAGAGCCGGGGAUGCCAGAUACAACCCAACUCACUAAGAAACCCUGGCAGCGUGAGAAGAAGGACUUCUACAAGGCAGUGAAUGGGAACGUAGCGGCUUGGAAGAAGAACAUGUACUUGCCGUUGGGUGUUCGAACUACCAGUUUGAAGGAGACUGGUUUUAAUACGUACAGGCUCAGAAUGAGAGACUCUGUUUCCACUACAGG
Sphaeroforma arctica JP610 is the source of this 1358-nucleotide messenger RNA. RefSeq lists its product as hypothetical. The record is from RefSeq and is a predicted model, not a curated record. The transcript has a single exon. The annotation marks the transcript as partial. NCBI's taxonomy places the organism in Eukaryota, Ichthyosporea, Ichthyophonida.